Messenger RNA from Lolium rigidum, 1607 nucleotides. RefSeq names its product fasciclin-like arabinogalactan protein 4. Gene Ontology annotation, biological process: mucilage biosynthetic process involved in seed coat development; abscisic acid-activated signaling pathway; multidimensional cell growth. Bases 184 to 1482 code for a protein of 432 amino acids. The record is from RefSeq and is a predicted model, not a curated record. NCBI's taxonomy places the organism in Eukaryota, Viridiplantae, Streptophyta, Magnoliopsida, Poales, Poaceae. The transcript has a single exon. Gene Ontology annotation, cellular component: plasma membrane.
CCCCAGAAGUUUAAUCAGCGAUUUUCGUGCUAGGAAAACAAAGGCGGGGAGGAAAUAUUCAUUCCAGCUCACCGGGCUUGGCUCGGCUCACCACCCACCGCAUCUCGAGCUCGCUUCACCUCACUCCCCAUCUUCUUCACUCCUCGAGUCGGUCAGUGCUGCGCUCCCGGCGGUCACGGCGAGAUGCGGAGGCAGAUCUCCCGCCUCGUCCUCCUCCUCCUCGUCGCGGUGGUGGCCGGGCUGCUCGCGCCGCAGGCCGCCGCGGUGGACGUGGAGGCGGUGCUCGCGCCGUUCCCCGACCUCAAGGGCUUCGCGCGGCUGCUCGCGUCCAGCCCCGUGGCGCGGGAGCUGGCGGGCCGGUCCUCCCUGACGCUGCUCGCCGUCCCGGACCGCUACCUCCCGCAGUCGCCGUCGGCGUUCGCGGCCGCCGCGGGGGCCGACCUCGCCGACGUGCUCCGCUACCACGUCCUCCUCGAGUACAUCUCGCCCGCGGACCUCCGCCGCCUCCCGGCCUACGGAAAGCUCGUCACCACGCUGUUCCAGACCACCGGCCGCGCCUCCGCCGACCUGGGCGCCGUCAACGUCACCUUCACCGGUCCAAACAACAGCCUCGGCGUCAUCCGCUCGCCGGCCCCGUUCCCGGCCUCGAACGCCACGGUCCUCGGCGCCGUCACCUCCGUCCCCUACAACCUGAGCGUGCUCGCGGUGAGCGGCCUCAUCGUGCCGUCCGGCUUCGACCUGGCGGCCUCCGACGCCCGCCCCACCGGCGCCGGCCCGGUGAACAUCACGCGGGUCCUCGCGGACGCGCGCGGCUUCAACGUGGCGGCGUCGAUGCUGGAGGCCUCGGGCGUGGCGGAGGAGUUCGAGGGCGACGAGCGCGGGGCGGGGAUCACGGUGUUCGUGCCCACCGACGAGGCCUUCGCGAGCGUGCCGGCGGGCGACCGGCUCCAGUCCCUCCCCGCGGACCGCAAGGCCGUGGUGCUCCGCUUCCACGUCCUCCACUCCUACUACCCGCUGGGGUCGCUGGAGUCCAUCGUCAACCCGCUCCAGCCCACGCUCGCCACCGAGUACGCCAGCCAGGCGGGCCGGUUCACCCUCAACAUCACCCGGUUCAACGGCUCCGUCGCCAUCGACACGGGCGUCGUGCAGGCCACCAUCACGCGCACGGUCUUCGACCAGAACCCCGUCGCCGUGUUCGCGGUCUCCAAGGUGCUGCUGCCCAAGGAGAUGUUCGCCCGGACGGGCCCGGGCGGCGACUCCGCCGUCGUCGCCGCCGCCGCCGGGACCCCGCCGCCCGCGUCGAUGCCGCCCCAGCCGGACGAGGGCGAGCGGACGCCGCCCACCAAGCUGUCCGCGCCGCCCGGGAACUACACCACGUCGCUGGCGGCGUCGUCCUCGUCGUCGGCGAAGACGAUCUGCUGGUCCUGUAUAGCGCUGUUGUAUCUAGUACUGCCAAUGCUGCUGCUGCUGCCUACGGUAUGAGAUCCGGCGGUUGGGUAGCUAGUCCAUUACUGCGAUCUUGUUGAGCUCAAUUCUUUUUUUGUUUUGCAUUUGGUUUUUGGUUCUUUGUUACUAGAAGAAUGGAAAAAAUAUGUACACUGCGAAUU